Messenger RNA from Bactrocera tryoni, 1202 nucleotides. RefSeq names its product translocon-associated protein subunit alpha. Lineage: Eukaryota; Metazoa; Arthropoda; Insecta; Diptera; Tephritidae. The transcript is spliced from 3 exons. Gene Ontology annotation, cellular component: endoplasmic reticulum membrane; endoplasmic reticulum. The record is from RefSeq and is a predicted model, not a curated record. Bases 142 to 1035 code for a protein of 297 amino acids.
UGUUGAUCGUCGUUAUUCGGUAGGUUCAUCACUUUGCUGUUAAACAUUUUCUUUCUGUCAAACGUAUUCAUUGGCUGUGUUUGCCGCAACUGUUCGAAUUAGAUUUUCAAUUAGGAUUUCUCUGGGAUAAAAGCAAUAAAAAUGAAAAGCAAUUUCCUGAUUUUAUUGCUGGUGGUGCCAGCACUAAUUUGCACAUUUCAUGCCCCACAUAGAUUUGCGGCGUUCGCUGAAGGCUCGGCAGAGGAUGACCUCGUAGAUGUAGAGGGUGAAGAUGGUGCCGUGACCGGUGAUGAUGCUGAGAAUGAAGAAGAUGCUGAUGCUAGUGUGACCACGUCGCCUUAUGCUGACACUUAUUUGCUUUUUACAAAACCCUUAUAUACGGCUGGUCAACAAUUGGAUUUACCUGGUGGUAAACCUGUUGAAUUCCUUAUCGGUUUCACAAAUAAAGGCAAAAAUGAAUUUGUUAUCGAGACCGUGGAAGCAUCUUUCCGUUACCCUAUGGAUUUCAACUAUCAUAUUCAGAACUUCUCAGCUGUUGCAUACAAUCGUGAAGUGAAACCAGGCUCUGAAGCUACUGUUGCAUAUUCGUUCAUGCCAUCAGACACAUUUGCUGGUCGUCCUUUCGGUUUAAAUAUUGCCUUGAAUUAUCGUGAUGGUGCCGGAGCUCAAUUCACUGAAGCUGUUUUCAAUGAAACUGUGUUGAUCUCUGAGGUCGAUGAAGGUCUUGACGGCGAAACUUUCUUCUUGUAUGUGUUGUUAGCUGGCAUUGUUGUCUUGUUGCUGGUUAUUGGUCAGCAAUACCUUUUGGGCUCAUCUGGCAAGAGGAAGCGUGCUGCUGCUAAAAAGACCAUUGAAACUGGUACUGCCAAUGACAGCAACAUCGAAUAUGAAUGGCUACCACAAGAAACUUUGCGAGUGCUGCAACAAUCACCCAAAUCAAAGACUCCAAAAACAUCGCCAAAGCCAGGCAAACAAAGCAGCCCAAAACAAGGUCAGAGCCCCAAACAGCGAAAAGUGAAACGCGGUGAUGAUUAAACUAUAACUGUGGUCGCAUCACAGUAAAAACAACAAAUUCACCUCAAAUGUAAACGCAUAAUCGCCUUACGCGCUUGGAAAUCAUAUAUUUUUUUUAUUUUUUAAUACGUUGUUUCUAUUAUUUCUAUAUGCGACAUUUGAGAAUUAUUAGAUUUCGAUAAACACAA